This is a messenger RNA of Diachasmimorpha longicaudata, 5982 nucleotides long. RefSeq names its product proton-coupled zinc antiporter SLC30A1 (gene ZnT63C). Gene Ontology annotation, cellular component: membrane. NCBI's taxonomy places the organism in Eukaryota, Metazoa, Arthropoda, Insecta, Hymenoptera, Braconidae. Gene Ontology annotation, molecular function: zinc ion transmembrane transporter activity. Bases 2340 to 3758 code for a protein of 472 amino acids. The transcript is spliced from 10 exons. Gene Ontology annotation, biological process: intracellular zinc ion homeostasis; detoxification of zinc ion; zinc ion transmembrane transport. The record is from RefSeq and is a predicted model, not a curated record.
UCAGGAGUUCAGUGAGCCAUGUCGAUGGCUUUUAUAACGCAUCGUUCACCUCUAGUAUCCAUCCAGCAAGAAUAUCCCCCGAUAGUUCAUCUUUCUCUUAUUUUCAAAUGAAAUAGAUACAACAAGAAGGAACAAAAGCCACACAUUCAUAUAUUAGUCACCAAGUGACUCUGCGUCUCAGUGUUGGUCGAUUCCUCGUCGUUGACAGUAGUGGUUAUCCCUCUCUCUGGAGUAAUGAAAUAAAUUGAAGUGAUACUGUACUACUGGCUAAACACGCGGUUAUUUUCACACCAGGAAAUAUCGAAAAAUAAUUAAUUAUCCAAUCAUGAGAAUAAAAUGAUACGUGUCCCGGUGAUAUUUUGUUAAUCACAUUUGUGCUGGCAAUGCUGACAUGACUGUCGUCUGCAGUCGAGUGAAGUUUUUCGUUUCGUAGGAAAAACAAAAAAAAAAUCCUAGGAUUUUAUCGAGAGUAUUGACAGAAUUACUGAAUCGUCAACGAGAAAGGCUUCCAUUGGAUGUUUUUUUUUACACUCGUGGAAUUUCUUGUCGCUUACUUCAACCGAGGAAAACCCAAGAUCUCCUGUUCGUCAAGGUGAUUCACAGGAGGGUAAACAUUUUUCCCACGAUGAUUCACUUACUUCUGGGAAUGUACUCAAUAAACGAUUUUCAAAUUCCAUUAUAUAUUUUUGUCGGUACAUUAACCUAGUCAAUAGCCCUCUCCGGGUCAAUGCAACGGUUUCGAUGAGGCAAUGUCAACUCUGUGGCUACAAAUAACUCGGAUUUUAUUCGUCGACUGGUCCUCUUAAUUUUGGUGAACGUCUCCCUGACAACAGAUACCCAGAUAAGACACGUGUAAACGAACUUCACGUCUUGAGAGUUGUGUAUUUGAUAAAUGCUUUGAUUUUAUUUUUUUUAGAGGUGAUUAUUGAUGGAGAAUCUCUUGGUGCUUGUGGUCGUUGUAAUUGUGCUAAACAGAAUGAGCGAUAAGAAAUGCUCAGUGGAGCAGGCCAAAUGUGUUGCAAAUAAUCUUUGGUCCUUUGGGCAGUUGUUGAUAAGUGCGAUAGAUUCGAGUGGAUCUUCAAACAAUGGAGUUGGGGCUGAUUAAAAUCAAACUUGAUUUUAAUUGAUCUCGUUAGAUAGCGAUUGAUAAGGAAAAAUUUUUUAUUGAUUGGAGCCAACUGUAUACUGAUAGAAAAAAACACUUUUUAUGAUUGUGAUGGCUUGAAAUAUUUAUUAUCUAUUUGAGAAAAUAUUAAGUGGAUCAAAUCUAAGGCUAAAUUCUGAUGAUUCAUUUUUUAGAUUCAUUUAUUUGGGUGAAAUUAAAUAGUUCUUCGAGUCAUCACGUGCAGCACAAUACAAUUGGAAUAAUUACAUUUUUUUGUAAAUUAUUGAGAUCAUAACACCAUUUUUUCAUAACACCAUUUUCAACAGUCAAAACUGAUUUAUUUCAUUUUACCGCAUAAAAUACAUUUAUACUAAAAAAAUACAUUAAGGAUAAGGAACCCUGAGAUGACCAGGGUGUUCUGUUUUAUAACUCGAUAGUAAAUAGUAGUGUUUCACUAGAAUUUUCUAGACAUAAACCAUUUUUUUCUGUCAGUACAGCUCAUGAAAAGCCCGAAAUCGCCAGGAGUCGGAAUUAGAAAUUACGAAUUUGUAGGAAAUAUUGGAGAAACGAGUUUUGUAUCGGGGCAAUAAAAAAGUCGUAAAAAUAUCGAGGUUUUACGUACGCACAGAGUUAUCAAACGGAUUUGAUUUCGGUAUCUUGGAGCAGAUAGAAAAGUAGUUGAAAAAUCAUGUGUUAUGUCUGAAUAUUGUUAAAUGAUUCCCUCUUUAAAGAGUCAUAAAAGUGGAGAUAACAUUGUCCUGAUGUCGCCAAACCUAGUGGUUAUUGAAUUUUAAUAGAGAUAUAAGAAAUUUCACAGGGGGUUUUUUUUUUAGGUAAAUCUAGUCAUCCGUUCCCUCGGAUUAUGAGAUACUUAUCGGAAAAAAACUUGAGAGAUAAGUUGACUUAUCUGGUUUUAACACUUUGCCCUAGAAUUAGAGAUGGCAUUCAUGAAAUAUUUGAGACGGUCUGGUAUUGUCAAGAUGAAUGUGAAAAUUAAAUGAAAGAAAACAUUCAAAGAUAUCAAUAAUAAUCGAUAAUUCGCAAGUGAACAAAUUGAUUAUCAAAACAUGACAAUAUUUUUGUUUGUCAUUCUGGCAUGUUAAUGAAUAAAAGAAAAUUGCAGAGGAGAUAAAAUCGUCAUCGAAAGUGAGAUAAUUUUUUUUUAUUCUGUUCAUUUAUGCAGUGACGAGGUGGCCAGACAGUUUAAGCCAACGUAUAGCCUUUGGAUUGAAAAAUGGGACGUUACACAGGGAAAAAAUGUCGUCUAUUAACAAUGCUGUGGCUCACAGCAUUUUUCUUCUUAGUAGAAGUUAUCGUCGGUUACCUAACAAAUUCAAUGGCACUUGUUGCUGAUAGUUUUCACAUGUUAUCCGAUGUAGCGGCACUGGUAGUUGCAUUUCUAUCUGUCAAGAUGUCGCCGAAGAAAUGGUCGAAGAAUACGUUCGGCUGGGCCAGAGCUGAAGUGCUAGGGGCACUGGUGAAUGCAGUAUUUCUGGUUGCUUUAUGCUUCAGUAUCACCGUCGAAGCUUGCAAAAGAUUCAUCGAACCAGAGGACAUCCACAGGCCUGAGCUGCUGAUUGGCGUUGGCACUCUUGGGCUUUUUGUCAAUCUCAUUGGGUUGUGUUUGUUUCACGGGCACCACCGCAGAGAUAGUAUACCGAAUCACGCGGAAACUGAGUUUCCUUCAACUUCCUCUCCCAUUUCUUUUCACUGCAAUUUACCUUCAACUUCCUAUGUAGAACAUGGAAGUUCCCAUGGCCAUUCACACAGCAGCUCACGUAGCCACAACAGACUCAGCACGCUGGUAUGCGAUGACAAUGAAAAUGACGAAGCAUAUCGACCAUCAUCACCACCACCACCACCACCACCGCCUAUCAAAAAAUCCCAUGGACACAGCCAUGAUCCGAGUCAGAUGAAUAUGCGGGGUGUAUUUUUACAUGUUCUCUCUGAUGCUCUUGGCUCCGUUAUUGUUAUUAUUUCAGCUGCGAUUGUACAGUUUACCACAUGGGAAGGAAGCCGACAUAUCGAUCCAGCAUUGUCUCUUAUUCUCGUCCUUCUUAUUCUACGCUCCGUCUGGCCACUGCUGCAGGAAUCGGCUUUGAUCUUACUCCAGACAGUGCCAACUCAUAUUCAAGUGGAUGCAAUUCAACAACGUCUGCUUGAAAAUAUCGAUGGAGUUCUGGCAGUUCAUGAAUUUCACGUAUGGCAACUUGCUGGCGAUCGUAUCAUCGCAUCAGCUCACAUCCGCUGCCGCAAUCUCUCCGAAUACAUGAAAAUAGCCGAACAAGUGAAAGAGUUCUUCCAUAACGAGGGAAUUCACUCCACAACUAUUCAACCUGAAUUUAUUGAGUACAACACUGACAGUAAAAUCAAGGAGACACCAACUGAGGAUUGUGUGCUUGAUUGUCCAAAAACGGAUAAACCGUGUAAUCAGGCAACUUGUUGUGGUCCUUCUAAACAGGGACGUGAAACUCCAUCACCUGGUGAGACUCCCUACAUGUGCCGCCAGCGUAACAGCCUGGCACGUUCAACAAUAUCAAUUGGUGCUGGUGAUCAGCACGAAGUUAACGAAAUGGAACGUGGUCACUUACUAUCACCACCUUCGUCCCACCACUCCGUCCAACUGACUCAUCAAAACAGCCCGAAGGUCUAACAUCGCUCAUCAAUAUAAAAUUAAAUACACAAAGCAAAUAAAACGAUUCACAAAAAACGAUCGACAGAAAAUUUAAGCAAAUGAAUAAAUGAGUGGAUGUCGAGUGAUUCCGUGUGUGAUGGCGUGUUGAAUGAGGAAGAAUGUUAAUAAAAAAAAUGCCUACUUCCGUUUCAGGCGAGUGCAAAAGACAAAUCAAAUUGGUGAUAAUUGUACAAAAUCCAAUAAAUUUAUAUUUCUUUUUUGCACUCACCUCCAUUGCUCCGAGGGAGUCAUUAUUUUCACUUCUGACUCAUUGUGAUUUCGAAAGAUGUUAAGUAGAUUUGAUUACAUUUUUCACACUCAUUGCUGCAAUGAAAUAAUAGAAAUUAGAUCGCUUGAAAUAUCAUAUCCACUAUUUUGUGAAUAUUUUUGCAGACUAUAGUGGAGCUGUGGCUGUUGAGCGCAUCUAUUUUUACUAAUUCAUUACUGAUUUGUAUUCUCACACUGCUGGGUGACGUAUUAGUUAGACUAUUGUACAGAAAAAUUGUUUAUUUCUAGAUUAUCAAAUGGUCUUCAAGUACGCGAGUACACGCUCUUAGUUUCAUUAAUACUUUGACAGAAGUUUUUCUUCACAUAAAAGAAACUUGUCUGUACGUUGACUGCCAAAGGCGUUUAAUUACCAAAUUUUACGAGAUCGGAUAUUGAUUUUUUUUACCAUUAACAUUUUGUGGAUUAAAGCCGUUGCUCUACGGAGUUUAUCGUCACAAGUUUGUGAUAUGAUAUUACAUUUCGAUUUAUAUGAUAGAGUUAUGGUAUUUUUACUUUUACAAAUUUAUUGUAGUCUGUAAUUUCUCGAACAAAUCUAUGAUUUUUCAUUAUAUAAAAAGUGAUGAAUAGUUGAGGUAGAAAAUUUCUUAGACUAUCGUAAUAAUUCUAAAACCAAAAUCAAUGGGUGGAUGCGAGAAUUUAUAUAAUUUCACGAUAAGACGUUUCAUUGUUUGGAUUUUUAUAAAUUUCCUGUUCUUCAUCUGUCGAUUUUCUUUGCAAUUUUAGCUAACGAAUUUAAUUUGAACAUUUAAUUGUUCAUAAGAGGCAGAGAGAAAGAAAAUCAUCAUUUAUUGACUCUUUUUCAUAUGACAGGCAUUAACCAGAUAAUCAAUGUUCAAAUAGCUUAAUUCACUUUAAAUCAUUCACGAUUUUUAUAGAAAUGCAACAUAACGCAUGAGGAGAUCGGUGACAGAGGGAUCAAACAAAUUGCAAAAAACUAACAAAAGUUCUCAUCAAAAAUAUUUCAUGACGUUUUCUCAUGAAAUAGUUGAUUCACGAGACGAUUAGGUAAUUAAAAAAAUUUUGUAUUUUGCGUUUUAUCCCUCAAUCACUGAGAUGGUCUCCCUGAGCAAGAUAUAUUUUGUAAAAUUUUUUAAGUAGCUGAAACUGAAGUGAGCAUGCACUUAAACGAGUACGAAAAAUCUUCAGAGCAAUGAUGCAAAGACUAAAACGUAGAAAAAUGGUGAAAGUAAAUGAUUUAAAAAAUGUAUUACUUAUUUAUCAAUUAUUAUGGACACUAGGGAAUUCGUUGAAAAUUGUCAGAAUUUUCCACACCGAAUAAAAAAUUGAAAAACAGUAAAAAAUGCCCCAGCAACAUUUUUGUAAUGGAUUUCUACUUUUCACCAUUUGACUACCAAACUAUAACUCUACCUCCUUGAUUAGAGAACAAAAUAAAAUACUGUAUGAUAAUUCAAUUAGAAAUACUGCCAAAUUAUAAAGUUGGUCGUGAAAAAAAACUACGAAGAAAUAUUUCGCACAGUCUCAAACAUUAUUUCGGCAUCAUUUGCUUAUGCCAAGUAUUACAAAUAUAAAUUGAGAGAAUUGUGAAGAUUUAUUGAUUAGUGAGGGGAAACUGGGGCGUGAUGUUAAUAAUGAGAACAAAAAAAAAAAUCAUCGUUCCUUAGAGUAUAUUAUAUUUGUAUAUGCUGAAGUGACAAGAAAAUCCUUCAUCAAUGCAGGAGUGAUAUAGGUCGUUAAAAGAGAAUCAGGAGAAAAUCAAGAAAACUUGUCGUUAGGAUUAAAUAAAAAAUGUUCUCAUUCCUUCAUUUCACAGGGAUAUGGAGGUGAUGAAUCAUUAGAAUAAAUUUCAUUGUAAAUAUCAAUGAGAGAAAAUGAGAGAAAAAAAGAUGAAGAGUAUUUAUAAGCCAAUGUUAUGAGUAACUUGGAGAAAAUAUAAAUUUUAUUCGUCAGUCCUUAA